Molecule: messenger RNA, 2277 nt
Organism: Girardinichthys multiradiatus
Lineage: Eukaryota; Metazoa; Chordata; Actinopteri; Cyprinodontiformes; Goodeidae
Gene: slc25a15a
Product: solute carrier family 25 member 15a
Exons: 5
Coding region: 74-2089 (671 amino acids)
Biological process (GO): mitochondrial L-ornithine transmembrane transport
Molecular function (GO): zinc ion binding; nucleic acid binding; L-ornithine transmembrane transporter activity
Source: RefSeq, a predicted model, not a curated record
CUGGCAGGGGAGAUACCAUGAUCAAGAAGGUGGUUCACCUUGUGGUUUCACCUAGCCUAGCCUUUUUCCCAGCAUGGCUCCAACACCUGCCGUGACUGGUUCCAGAAGGAAUGCAGUUCGCUUUGAACUAAAAGGAAACUUGGAAAUGGAUCGACUACAAUUCAGCAGACUGAUCAUACAGAAAGAACUUGGAUUUUCACCGAUGCAGAUUGAUUACAUCUUUGGCCUCCUGGGUAAAAAGACUUUUGAAGUGAUCUUUGCUACAAAUACUAGCUGUGAAACAUGUCUUCGAACUUUUAAGAGACUGAAAGAGUCCAGACCUCAUUUGAGAAAUAUUGAGAUGGUUUCCCUAUCGGAAAGUGAACCUAAAUCAGUUACUGUCAUAAUGUACUCGGAACAAGUUAAAAUGGAAGAUGUUAAGACGUGGCUGCCUUUCAAAUGCGCUGUUAUAAGGGGAGUGGAGUUAAAAGACGAAGAUGGCAUUCGGAAUGGAGCAAGACGCUUCUUUGUUCAAUUGAGGAGGGAUGGAAAAACUGGAGAAAUCACACACCUGCCACCAAUAAUACAAUUGGGAGCUAUUAGGGGCCAUGUCUUCUACCCAGGACAACCAAAGACCUGCCGGAAGUGCGACUCUCAAGAUCAUCUUUCUGCAGACUGUCAGGUUUUGCAAUGUAAAAAUUGUAAAAGCAAUGAGCACUUAACCAGACAAUGCCCCCACCCGAUGAAGUGCAAUCUCUGUGGAAAAGAGGACCACACGUUCAGAACUUGUCCACAAUCCUAUGCUAAUAGAGUUAAAACAUCCACACUCCAGCAGCUAAGAGAGGGCCCCAACGUAGAUAAACAGGUGACUGAAAGUACAAUGGACUUAGGUGAUAAUCAAGUCAAUGGCCAACAGCUGGGAGCAGCUGACGAGCGACAGCUAGUGGAAUCGAGUGGAGAGAACGACUGGUACCAGUCAUCGCCCUCCCCUGCCCAAGGAGAGGCCCCUAUGGAUGGGAAAGAGGAGCUACAGGCUGGGGAGCAUACUGCAAGCAGAACAGACCAGAGCAAGUGCUUGGAAAAACCCCCUGAGGAGAAUCUUCCUCUGGAAAUCUCAGUAGGAGCUCAGUCUAGAAGCAAGGAAGAAGAGGAGGGAGCUCCUUUACUACAUGGACACGCUACUGCACCUGUUGUAACAACAAAAGACUGUGGUGACAUGCUAGACCUCAUAUUAUCUGACCUUCUACCAACUCAGUCUGAACAAGGUCCAGACGAGACUUCGCAAGGGAGGACUGCUCCACUCUUUUUGGAGAAGCCUCCACCCCCAGAUCCUCCGGGGAGGACGACAGAAAAAGGAAGUUGGCCAGCUGUUUCGCAGAACCCCACACCCUUCCUGGAGGAGCAAGGUCUGGCAACCUUCUCUGGAGUCACCCAGAUAAUGAAGGUAGAAGAUGAAAAAGACACGGCCAGAGACUUAUCUGAGACUUGGAAAACACAAAAAAAGAAAAAAAGUGAUAUACAGAAAGCAUCUGCAGGGUCUUUAGCCUCCAUCUUCUCCUCCAUGGCCUUGUGCCCCACAGAGCUGGUGAAAUGUCGCCUGCAGGCCAUGCAUGAAAUGGAGGCAGCGGGCAAGGUAGCAAAAGGACAGAGAAGCACUGUCUGGUCUGUGGUUAAGACUGUGCUAAGGACAAAUGGUCCUUUGGGAUUCUACCAGGGACUAACCUCAACCAUUGUGAGGGAGAUACCAGGUUACUUCUGCUUCUUUGGUGCCUAUGAACUGUGUCGAACAACCUUUGCACACCAUAUGGACACGGACAAAGACGGUAUAGGCAUUCUUCCACUUAUGUUCAGCGGUGGAUUUGGAGGAGCUUGUCUUUGGCUGGUGGUCUAUCCAAUAGACUGUGUGAAGUCUAGGAUUCAGGUCUACUCUUUAGCUGGGAGGCAGGAGGGUUUCAUGAAGACCUUCUUGGGUAUUAUACGUACUGAGGGGUUCACUGCUCUAUACUCUGGUUUGACUCCUACCAUGAUACGCACCUUCCCUGCCAACGGAGCGCUCUUCCUAGCUUAUGAGUUCAGCCGCAAGUUUAUGAUGGAGACAGUGGGUGCCUGAUGGGCAGGAUCGCCCUACUUAAAACAGCUGUUCUGAUGAAACACUGCCUCAUGUAUUUUGUGCAAAUGAUUAAUAAAGUUUCCAGUACUUUUUAAAGUAUCUUAAAAUAAGACAAUUUUGGUUACAAAUUAAACACAAAAUGUCUACUCUGCUGGCCACAGUUUUGAAAUAAAUUUUUAAUAAUAACA